Haliotis rubra (blacklip abalone) is the source of this 1336-nucleotide messenger RNA. RefSeq lists its product as uncharacterized. The record is from RefSeq and is a predicted model, not a curated record. Bases 63 to 1103 code for a protein of 346 amino acids. The transcript is spliced from 2 exons. NCBI's taxonomy places the organism in Eukaryota, Metazoa, Mollusca, Gastropoda, Lepetellida, Haliotidae.
AUGGCAGCUGGGGCACAAACCAAUAUGUGUCGGCCAUUCUACCUCCUGUAGGCCUUGUCCUGAUGUCUGUACUGCUUCUGGUGGCUUUCUGCAUCUGGAGAAGAAGAUCGAACAAGACGCAACAAUGUAGAGACGACAAUCAGCACAGCUCAUAUGUGAUGGACGUGGCAUGCAACCCCCGACCUACAGGUGCAAUGACGGGAAAUCUCCAGCAGGCAAGCGUAUCUCCUGAUGGUUACACAAGUCUUCGUUUCCUUGAGGUAGAUGAAGGAUCACACGACACACGCUUUGGUGACACUGUUAACGUCAACUUAGCAUCUGAAGAUAUGACCCUUGACCAAGAGGGUCCAAAAGGUUUCAGCGUUUAUCCAAAUGACAACGCACAUGUUGGGAAAGCAGCAACAUGUGACACACACUGUGAUGACACAUCAAACAUUUUCUUAGCAACUGAAGAUAUGAACCUUGAUGAUGUGUUUGUUCAUUGUUUCCGAUUUUCUCCAGAUGACAAUGCACGUCUUGGGGAUGCAGCAACACUUGACACAAACUGUGACGACACAACAAAGCUCCACCUGCCAACUGAAAAUAUGACCCAUGACCAGGUGAUUCUACAUGGUUUCGGCGUUUGUUCAGAUGACAAGGCAAGUCUUGGUGACGUGGCAACACUCCAACAAGUCACUAAUGAUCUCACCCUUGACCCAGUAAUUCUACAAGAUGCAAGAACUUCCCCACAUGGCAACGCAGGUUCUAGUAAUGAAUUAGCAACACCCAACACACACUAUGCCGAGAUACCAAACGCCCUCUUAACAACUGAAGCUGGGACUCUUAGCUCAGUGUGUCUACAGAGACCAAGCGGAUAUAAAGACGAUAAGACACGUCUGGACACACGCCGUAGUGUUACAUCAUACAUCCACCCAGUCCCGGGAGAUAAUACCCUUGAUGCUGAGAAAGAGGCUGACGAAGAGGAUGCAGAGUACACUGUCAUCAAUGACAACUAUGUUGAGGACCUCUUACAGGAAAGCCCUUAUGAGACGAUAGAGUCUUUGGAUGACAACGAUGUUGAGAACAUCUCACAGAAAGACCCUUAUGCAAAGAUACAUUUGUAGUUGACUCGGACGAUGUAUUGGUCAACCAAUAAGUAGAAUGAAAGGAAAAUGCGAUGACUAUAGACUAUGUAAGAUGUUAAUGGAUCUCUGCUACAUGAGAGAUGUGGGACCACUAUUAAAGGAACAUUGUCAUCGCAGCUCUCCGAAUAAGUUAUAAGUUUACUGGUUAAAUAAUAUCACAUAACUAACGAUGUACUUGUCAACCAAUAAGAAGAAUGAAAGGAAAAUGUCAU